Aspergillus melleus is the source of this 3581-nucleotide messenger RNA. Its product is annotated as putative DEAD box helicase involved in nonsense mediated decay. The transcript has 3 exons. Gene Ontology annotation, molecular function: helicase activity. The coding region runs from base 32 to 2845 and encodes 937 amino acids. Gene Ontology annotation, biological process: regulatory ncRNA-mediated heterochromatin formation. NCBI's taxonomy places the organism in Eukaryota, Fungi, Ascomycota, Eurotiomycetes, Eurotiales, Aspergillaceae. Gene Ontology annotation, cellular component: nuclear RNA-directed RNA polymerase complex. The record is from RefSeq and is a predicted model, not a curated record.
CUACCCUGGUUCGGUAGCCCGAUUAACAGGCAUGAUGGACUCGGCCAAUGGAUUUCCUGCCCCGUUGCCUUCAGAGAAUCUUCAUGACCAUUUUUCGCGGCUAUCAACAAAUUCGGCUGUGCCUGUCAACCUUGAAGUUAGAGCAUACUUUGAUCAGCCCGAACUGGAAGACCCCGAGCCAUGGCUUCUUAAACCCGAAGUUCCAUCCACGGAAGAAAUAUUGGGUACGAACGAUUCAGGCAGUGAUUGCAUCGAAUUGACACCUAACCGCAUCGUCGGUCCCUGGAGGUCCAAAGAUGCGUAUCUGAAGGCUCAUUAUGAGCUACUCAGGGAGGACGCUAUUGCUCCUCUGAGGGAUGCGGUUGCCUAUGUGAGAGAGGACCCGAGUAUGGAAGAUUCUAAGAUGGUAGCAAUUUAUGAAAAGGUCUACAUCACCGGCGCCACUUUUGCCCAGAGAGGUCUGGCCUUUCGAAUUCGGUUUUCAACUAUCAGGGCGGGUAAAAACAUUGCUUGGGAGUAUUCGUCACGGCUGAGGAGUGGUUCAGUUGUCGCACUGUCGCCAGCGAGCGACUCCUUCAAAAGUCAAUGUGUCGUGGCAAUCGUUGCAGCAAGACCCUUAGAAGGUGUCAAGCAACAGCCCCCGGAGAUUGAUUUGUUCUUUGCCCGGCCGGAAGAUGCGGAUUUUGAUUCUCAAAAAGAAUGGAUCAUGAUCCAAGCGAAAAACGGGUAUUAUGAAUCCACAAGGCAUACGAUGAAAGCUCUUCAAAAAAUGAGUCAGGAAAAGUUUCCCCUAGCCGAGCAUAUUUGCUUCCUAGAGAAGAAAGUCAACGCCCCCCAUUAUGUGGAAGAGAGUCCGAUUGUUGACAUACAACCGGCUGUUGACAACUCUGGCGAGAAAGGUCGGAUUGAUAUUCUCAGGAGCUGGCCGAAAAAGCCAAUCGGUGAUCUCGACGCCACCCAGUGGAAAGCCCUGCAUCAAAUGCUCACACAACGCCUCUCCAUCAUCCAGGGUCCUCCUGGUACAGGAAAGACAUACGUAUCAGUUGUGGCGUUGAAGAUAAUGCUUGCAAAUAUGAAACGGGACGAUCCUCCGAUUAUAGUAUCGUCCCAAACAAAUCAUGCGCUAGAUCAGCUUCUGAAGUACAUAUCAAGCUUCGAGAAGCGAUACAUCCGAGUGGGGGCUCGAAGCACCGAACUUGAGAUCAAAAAGAGGACUUUGUUUUCCAUGCGACUAAACCAGCCGAAUAUGCAUGUUCAGGGGGGCUUGAUGGGACCGGCAAGAAAAACGCUGAGGAACAUGAUUUUACCAAUGAUAGAAUUGUUGCAGCCAUUUAACCUUGAGAAUGCAGACAGGCCACUUCCGUCUUCCUUCUUCGUUAAAAUCGGAUUGUUAAGCCAAGAGCAGUCCGACGCACUUGUCCAAGGAGCCAAAGGCUGGAUCCGUUCGGAUCGAAAGGACGAUGUUGAUCCGCUGGUUGUGUGGCUUGGAGAGAAAGCGGUGAAAUUCGACGUGGAUUAUAAGACGGAAAACUUCGGCUUCGCCGAAGACGAAGUCGACCUUGAAUACGAGCAACUUAAAGAACUUGAGGCCGAGCAAGGAAUAGAUGAUGACGACUUCGAAAUCCUCCAGGGCCAGUUCAUAUCCUUCAAAGAGGGCUUCUGCGGCCAGGAUAGCUCGCUAUCUGACUCAGUUUGUCAAGGGUACCUCAGAUCUCAUGACUUCUGGAAAAUACCAGUUAGAGCGCGGGGUGCUGUCUACAAUGCUCUACGAAAGGCAGCCAAGGCCAAGGUUCUCGAGAAGUUUCGCAAACUGAUUGCCGUUUACACAGAGACCACAAAAGAUCUUCAGAUUGGCAAUUUCGAAAGAGAUUAUCACAUUCUCCGAGAUGCCAGGGUCAUUGGGGUAACAGCUACAGGCCUAAGCAAGUAUCGGGGGCUAAUUUCGACCGUUAAACCGAGAAUCAUCUUGAUCGAAGAAGCAGCCGAGGCGAUCGAGGCACCCAUAGCGGCUGCUUGCUUUGAAUCCGUCCAACAGCUGGUUCUGGUCGGCGACCACCAACAGCUCAAAGGCCAUUGUUCACUCCAGGAGCUUGAAGGUGAGCCGUUCUUUUUGGACAUAUCAAUGUUUGAGCGUCUACUCCACAACGGCCUGGGAUAUAUUACGCUUAGAAGACAAAGACGUAUGGCCCCGGAAAUACGUGCGUUGUUGGAGCCAAUCUAUGGUGUGUUGCAAGACCACGAGUGCGUACAGAAUCGUCCUGGCAUUCCUGGCAUGGGCAAUAUGCGGUCAUAUUUCUUCUCCCACAAGUGGCCAGAAAGCAACGAUAGCUUGGCAUCGAAAUUCAAUGAGAUGGAGGCGAAUAUGGUCGUGGGCCUCUUCGUUCACCUUGUGCUCAACCGGACGCGGGUCGAGGACAUUACCGUUCUGACAUUUUAUAACGGCCAGAGAAAGAGACUGCUCAAAUUGUUGAAAGGCAACGAAUAUCUUCAGGGUCAAUACGUGAAUGUAGUGACGGUUGACUCGUACCAAGGCGAAGAGAACGAAGUUGUUCUCCUGUCCCUCGUGCGCAGUGGCAAGCCCAACGUUGGGUUCUUGUCUGUCGAAAACAGGGUCUGCGUGGCUCUGUCGCGUGCAAAAAGGGGAUUCUAUAUCUUUGGGAACGCCAUGUCGCUUGCUUGUGCGGAUCCGUUAUGGUGGAAUGUCAUCAACAUCAUGGGCACCGAUCAACCGCGGCGUCUAGGGUUCUACCUACCCGUAACAUGUGUCAAGCACGGGAGGAAGGUGUUUAUCCAGGGUUUGUACUCGUUCAUAUCCGAAAAUUGGUGUUUCAAUGGAACUCGCUAACGAAUCGGGGUAAAGACCCGUCAGAAUGGGAUAGGACGAACGGCGGAUGCAAUCAUGAGUGUGGCGGCUUGCUAGACUGUGGGCAUAAGUGUCCUCUGCGAUGUCACAGGUAAGUUUGAACAUAUCCAAGUCCCCUGACAGCGCGUCAACCCGGUUGUUAAUCCAGUUCCUUCGCUAGCUUUGCGCACGAUCAAGUUGGGUGCGACCGGGACUGCGAGAAGAGAUUGCCGUGUGGCCACCCGUGUGCUAAAUCUUGCGCAUCAACCCAUGUCUGUUCCUGCAAUUGUUCCCAAAGAUCGGUCAGGCCCGCAGCGGAGUCGGCACGCCCAGUCCCUCCGAUUGUUAACCAUCCAAACAGAGGUGUCGAUGCAAAUAGCUCUCGUAGAGAAGCCUUGAGACGGUACCAGGAAUUUGCCAACGGAGGUGCGCAGGAGCUCGACGAACAACUACUGAAAAUAGCCGAAUCAAUGUUGAAGGCCAGAGCACCAGCACCAGCACCAGCACCUUCGAGGCCACCAGUCAACCUGCUGGACGAUAGUGACUGACGGGUGUAAAUUUCGGAGACAGAAAGUCGAUAGUUGGAGUCAUUCGAGUCGACAGGGGGGUUAUGGCGACAGACAAGACAACGAAGAGAAGAACAUUUUUUCCGGGGGAGGGCCAAUUGAAAGCCUGAAGAAGAGGAAUUGAGUCAAUUGACAGUAUUACUUAAGAGUUCUAGGAAAAUCAGUCAAAAUAG